AUGAGGUUUUGGGGUAAGAUUGAUGUUGAGGACAUUCUUGUUGUAGAAAUGCAGUACUUGUGCUAUGUACGUGUAGCCUUAAAUAACUCUGGUUUGGAUGCCAUUAGGGUUCUAUCAUAUUUAAGCUGUAAAAAAAAACAGGGGAAGAAAACAGUACAGGUGGUGGUGAUAUUUUGUCAGACCUCCCUGCGUUCUACCUAUGCGACAGGAUUGCGUACCAAGAAACCCUCUGUCGUCCACUCCAAUCGCCAAUUCUAUAUCAACUGCUACAUCGCAGGCACUGUCGAUUUCAUCAACGGAGCCGCAGUACUCCAAGACUGCGACAUCCACGGCAGAGAGCCCAACAGUGGCCAGAAAAAGAUGGUCACGGCCCAAGGCCCAAAUCAAAACACUGGGAUUAUGAUCCAGAGAGUGUGCAGCUCAUACGCACUCUCGUACUUUCUUGUUACAACAGAAUCCACAGACAGUGCCUUCUCAUCUUCGCCUGCCCAGUUUUUCCUCCGGGUCUCAUUUGGGGUUCUUGCCGAAACAGAGACCAGCUUGUUGGACGGGGGCAGGUUAUGGUAUUGGUAUUGUAGUUCUGGAUACAAAUACAAAGCUAAAAAGUAUUUUGAGCUAAAUUGGUUGCAGGAAAUCAAAAUGAGUGGCAGAAGGGUUGAUGGAUCAAAACAUCCAUCUGUAGUUGAAAAGAUACAUGGUCAACCUAACCUCUUCACCAAGUAUUUUUCUUCUAAAUCCUUCGCAUCAGGGAUCCAAUUUCAAUGCAGUGGAAGACCAUAUUUGAAUGGAGGACAGUGGGGUCCUUUGCUGCUAGCUAGUCAAAGGACUUCAUCAGUUGUGAUUCCUCCACAAGUUUUAGUAGGACAGCCAACAGAAAAACGCAAUGUUUCUAUUAUAGCUAAAUUUUUCCCAGUAUUUUCAACUAUAGCGAACAUGACAGCAGCUGCUCCGAUUGGGAGAGUAAACUUCUUGAUCCAGAACCAGAAUGAGAUGAUUAAGUCAGGUCGGCUGUUGGAGCCUUACAAAGGAAAACUGAACUGCUUUACCAGGGUAAUCAAGAAUGAAGGUAUCAUUUCUUUGUGGAGAGGCAACGGCCUAGAUGUCAUUAGAUAUGUCUAUGGAGUGGUCGUGAAUCGUGCUUUUGAGAGCCAUUUAAAGAGUAUUCGCAGAUUUUAUAAGAUAGACAAAGAUGGUUUCUGGAAAUGGUUUGCAAGUGUCUCUUUGGCAGGGGCUCUUGCCAGUGCUACAUAUAGUUUUUUUACACAUCCAUUGUAUUAUGCCCAGACACGCCUGACCAAUGAUAUCAAGCCUUCCAGAGAGAGCAAAAGGCAGUUCAAUGGUCUAGUUGAUGUCUGCAAGAAAACCAUCAGAUCGGAUGGCAUUGCUGGACUUUACCGUGGGUAUAAUGUUUCAGUUCUUGAAAAAAUUUUGCAUAGCUGGGCCUUUAUUGGGAUUACUAAGGCCACGAACGCAGGGCUGUUUCUUGGAUUGCUUGGGUUGCAGAACGAUUGGGCUGCGAACCGUUUCCUACUUGAAGGGACUAUUCUUGCUGCUAGCUUGGCUACUUACCCAAUGAGUACUCUCUGCAGAAGGAUGAUGAUGACCUGCGGUGAAGGUGUCAAGUACAAGAGUUCACUGGAUGCAUACUCUCAAAUCCUGAAAAAGGAGGGGUUUGCAUCCCUCUAUAAGGGUGUAGAUGCAUAUAUUCUUCUAUGUACUGUCAGAUUUGGUCUUAUGGUGGUCACUUACUGUGUGUUAAAAUGGCUUGCUUCCUCGAAGAAGGAUCGAUCUGGUGGUGGCGAUCAAUCUUCUUCAAUAAUGAUUGACAUAAAAUGGAAAACCAGUACAGGGUGAUUCCUUGAAUCUGGAGCUUAGCUUAUCCAUCCUAUGAUGGACUUA
Tripterygium wilfordii is the source of this 1899-nucleotide messenger RNA. Its product is annotated as ADP,ATP carrier protein 3, mitochondrial-like. Bases 1 to 1854 code for a protein of 617 amino acids. Gene Ontology annotation, molecular function: pectinesterase activity; ATP:ADP antiporter activity. Gene Ontology annotation, cellular component: mitochondrial inner membrane. The transcript is spliced from 6 exons. The record is from RefSeq and is a predicted model, not a curated record. Gene Ontology annotation, biological process: mitochondrial ADP transmembrane transport; mitochondrial ATP transmembrane transport; cell wall modification. NCBI's taxonomy places the organism in Eukaryota, Viridiplantae, Streptophyta, Magnoliopsida, Celastrales, Celastraceae.